Molecule: messenger RNA, 426 nt
Organism: Caenorhabditis bovis
Lineage: Eukaryota; Metazoa; Nematoda; Chromadorea; Rhabditida; Rhabditidae
Source: the annotation of a GenBank genome assembly
AUGAUGAAUUUUGAAGUGAGCACUACAAAACAAAUUGGCGUUGGUCUUACAGCGUUUGGAGUAUUUUUUAUAUUCCUCGGAAUAUUAUUAUUCUUGGAUUCGGCCCUUCUCGCAAUCGGAAAUCUUCUCUUCAUAGUAGGAAUCACUUUUGUUAUCGGUGUUCAGCGGACAUUGGUGUUCUUUUUCGAGUUCAGAAAGCUGAAAGGAAGCAUUUUAUUUUUUGGAGGUAUUCUCGUAGUUCUUUUUGGCUAUCCAUUAUUUGGAAUUAUCGCCGAAAUCUGGGGAUUCAUUCUACUAUUCGGAGGAUUCUUACCGGGAAUUGUGAACCUAUUGAGAAGUAUCCCAGGAAUCAGCACCAUCACGUAUCUUCCGGGCAUUCGUCAAAUUCUGGAUCGCCUAGCGCCUGAAUCCAAAUAUCCAGUAUAA